Messenger RNA from Vicia villosa (hairy vetch), 971 nucleotides. RefSeq names its product guanosine deaminase-like. The coding region runs from base 71 to 451 and encodes 126 amino acids. The record is from RefSeq and is a predicted model, not a curated record. NCBI's taxonomy places the organism in Eukaryota, Viridiplantae, Streptophyta, Magnoliopsida, Fabales, Fabaceae. Gene Ontology annotation, biological process: purine nucleoside catabolic process. Gene Ontology annotation, molecular function: zinc ion binding; guanosine deaminase activity. The transcript has 3 exons.
AAACGAAAAAUGCUAAUACUAUUUCAACAAAAAGUCAAAAACAGGUUUAGUUUUUGAUACAAUCAUCAUCAUGGAGCAUAAUGCUACUUCUAUACCUAAGGAAGAUAGAGAUAACAAGUUUCUAAUAAAAGCUGUUGAAGAAGCAUACAAAGGUGUUGAAUGUGGCGAUGGACGACCAUUUGGCGCAGUCAUUGUUCAAAAUGAUGAAGUUGUUGUUAGCUGUCAUAAUAUGGUUUUAAGAAACAAAGAUCCUACAGCUCAUGCUGAGGUUACUGCUAUAAGAGAGGCUUGUCAAAAGCUGGAUCAAAUUUACCUUACUCACUGUGAAAUCUAUGCUUCUUGUGAGCCUUGUCCAAUGUGCUUUGGUGCCAUUAAUCUUUCAAAAAUUAAGGCAAGCCUUCAACCUCUCUCAAUUUCUCUUCACAUCACACAUUUCUCUAACCUCUCUUAAAUUGAUCACAUAUUUGUUUCAUUCACAUCAAGCAGAGAUUGGUUUACGGAGCGAAAGCAGAAGCUGCAGUAGCUAUCGGAUUUGAUAGUUACAUCGCUGAUGCACAGAAGGACACUAGUUCUCAUCAGAAGCCUCAGCUGGAGAUCAAAAAGAUAGAUGGUACUGCAGCUGCAAUUGCGGAACAAGUAUUUGAGAAGACAAAGGGAAAAUAUGCUCUCUACUGAUUACAAUAAAAACGCACUUUCUAUUGCUAUGACAUUACAAAAUGAUCAUUGAUAUGUUUCUGAUUCAUGUAAUAUAUGAUACAAAAGAUUACACAAUUUGGAACUACGCUACUAUUUUUUGUCGCGACUAAUCGAAACCUAUGUAUUGAAGAAAUCAUAAGCUGUUUGUGCACAUCAGAGAAGAGUAAAACCUUAGUCAACCUAAGCUAGACCUCAAACCCUCCAACCUAGCCUUGAUCUGACCCUGCAACAACUCCAACCGAUUCAAAUACACCUCUAACUCCAAAAUCCUCCGU